Molecule: messenger RNA, 894 nt
Organism: Recurvomyces mirabilis
Lineage: Eukaryota; Fungi; Ascomycota; Dothideomycetes; Mycosphaerellales; Teratosphaeriaceae
Exons: 3
Coding region: 1-894 (297 amino acids)
Molecular function (GO): monooxygenase activity; calcium ion binding
Source: RefSeq, a predicted model, not a curated record
AUGAUGGAAGACCACGGCAUUAUCGCCACGGCGCUGGUAGCCAUGCCAGACAGACACAAUGGAGAUCUGAACGCCGCACCAAAGAUCAAGAGACUGGUACAGCAACACGGCAAAUUGAUUGACGAAUAUCCACCUGAGAAGCCGUACAACGUCUGCGUGGACACCGUCCCUCUCACCAUCGAGAGACUCCCGUACAUACCAGCAAAAGACUCGAAGCUCAUCGACCCAGGCACAGCCCGCGCAACUCUCGCCCCGUCAGCAGAAUGUCCCUACGGCACACAAGACAAUGACUGGGCCGAACGCCACGCUCAUAUGACAGUGGUACAACAACACUGCAGCUACUGGGACAAAGACGCGGACGGCAUCAUUUGGCCCAGUGAUACCUGGCGCGGCGUCCGAGCCUGGGGCUGGAACUGGUUCCUCAGCGCCAUAGCCGUCUUCAUCAUCAACUUCAAUCUCUCGUACCCGACCAUACCGGGUAGUAUCCUUCCGGAUCCGUUCUUCAGGAUCUACUUGAAGCAAGUGCACAAGUGCAAGCAUGGGAGCGAUUCGCAGAGUUAUGAUGCCGAGGGGAGAUUCGUGCCGCAGAAUUUCGAGAAUCUGUUUGCGAAGUAUGAUAGUGGGAACAAGGGCGGGCUGGACGUCUAUGAUGUUGCGAGGGCUCUGAAGGGGUAUCGGUUCGCCUUCGAUUUCUUUGGGUGGAGCGCUGCUAUGUUUGAGUGGCUCGCUGUGUACUUCCUCCUAUGGCCCGAGGAUGGAAUCAUGCGUAAGGAGGAUGUUCGUCGCGUAUUCGAUGGCAGUAUCUUCCAGCAGAAAGCAGACGAGUACGCGGAGAAGUGUGCGAGGAACGGAAGGGUUCGGAAGGCGAUAAAGUAUGGUCGGACGGGCUACUGA